Messenger RNA from Paralichthys olivaceus (Japanese flounder), 3469 nucleotides. It is a transcript of the gene camk2d1, whose product is annotated as calcium/calmodulin-dependent protein kinase (CaM kinase) II delta 1. Lineage: Eukaryota; Metazoa; Chordata; Actinopteri; Pleuronectiformes; Paralichthyidae. Gene Ontology annotation, molecular function: calcium/calmodulin-dependent protein kinase activity; ATP binding; calmodulin binding. Gene Ontology annotation, biological process: protein phosphorylation. The record is from RefSeq and is a predicted model, not a curated record.
CAGACCCAAGCGGCGACACUUCCAGCAGCAGCGAGCGGAGCGAGAGCGCGAGGAGCCCGGGGAGAGAGCGACACCGACCGUUUCCUGCCUCCGGGAGCCAGCGACCACCGGACGAACACCCGCGAACAAGAAGCGCAAACCCCGCUCCGUUAGUUCUUUCACUUCUUUCUAGUAACUUUCCUCCGCGGAAGGCGACAAGUGUUCACGCAGGGACCCGGGGAAGAAAGGGGAGAGGACUUCAGCGGCUCCGCUCACCUCCAACAUGGCUUCGACCACCUGCACCAGGUUCACGGACGAGUAUCAGCUGUACGAGGAGCUGGGGAAGGGCGCUUUCUCAGUCGUGAGGAGGUGCAUGAAGAUUUCUACCGGGCAGGAAUACGCCGCCAAAAUAAUCAAUACCAAGAAGCUGUCCGCCAGGGAUCACCAGAAGCUGGAGCGAGAGGCCCGGAUCUGCCGUCUGCUCAAGCAUCCCAACAUCGUGCGACUCCAUGACAGCAUAUCAGAGGAAGGAUUCCACUAUCUGGUCUUUGACUUAGUUACCGGCGGUGAGUUGUUUGAAGACAUUGUUGCCAGGGAGUACUACAGCGAAGCUGAUGCCAGUCACUGCAUACAGCAGAUUCUAGAAAGUGUAAAUCAUUGCCACAUUAAUGGCAUAGUGCACAGGGACCUAAAGCCGGAGAACUUGCUCCUCGCCAGUAAGUUGAAGGGGGCAGCGGUUAAACUGGCCGACUUUGGCCUGGCCAUCGAGGUGCAGGGAGACCAGCAGGCAUGGUUCGGCUUUGCCGGGACACCAGGGUACCUGUCUCCAGAAGUGCUGAGGAAAGAUCCCUACGGCAAGCCAGUGGACAUGUGGGCCUGUGGUGUGAUUCUCUACAUCCUCCUGGUGGGAUAUCCACCUUUCUGGGAUGAGGACCAACACAGACUCUACCAGCAGAUAAAAGCUGGAGCCUAUGAUUUCCCAUCACCCGAGUGGGACACGGUGACUCCAGAGGCCAAAGACCUGAUCAACAAGAUGCUGACCAUUAAUCCAGCCAAGAGAGUCACUGCCACAGACGCACUCAAACACCCCUGGAUCUGCCAACGCUCCACUGUGGCGUCCAUGAUGCACAGACAGGAGACUGUAGAGUGCCUGAAGAAAUUCAAUGCCAGGAGAAAACUCAAGGGGGCCAUCCUGACCACCAUGCUUGCCACUCGCAACUUCUCAGUAGCCAAGAGCCUGCUGAACAAAAAAACGGAUGGUGUCAAAAUCAACAACAAGGCCAAUGUGGUCACCAGCCCAAAAGAGCCUGUCCCCACUCCUUCUCUGGAGCCUCAAACCACUGUAAUCCACAACCCAGCUGAUGGAAACAAGGAGUCCAGCGAGAGUGCCAACACCACCAUCGAGGACGAGGACGUGAGAGGUUACCUACUUAGCAUGAAAGCCCGGAAGCAGGAGAUCAUUAAAGUCACAGAGCAGCUGAUUGAGGCCAUCAACAACGGAGACUUUGAGGCCUACACGAAGAUUUGUGAUCCUGGCCUCACGUCCUUUGAGCCUGAGGCCAUGGGAAACUUGGUGGAGGGCACCGACUUCCACCGCUUCUACUUUGAGAACGCUCUGUCCAAGGGGAAGCCAAUCCACACCAUCCUGCUCAAUCCCCACGUCCACCUGAUCGGGGACGAGGCGGCCUGCAUCGCCUACAUCCGCCUCACCCAGUACAUCGACAGAAACGGCAUGCCUCGCACCAUGCAGUCAGAGGAGACCCGCAUCUGGCACCGCCGCGACAGCAAGUGGCAGAACAUCCACUUCCACCGCUCCGGCUCGCCCACCGUCCCCACCAAUUGAGUUCCGUGACGACAAACACCCUCCAGCCUACUGACGUCAGCUGACAAGACCCCGCCUACCAAGUGUCCAUCAAACCCCUCAGCCAAUCCCUGCCCGUAACAGCUAGAGCUCAGCCCUCUCAGUGUGUUGUUUACAUAUUGUCGCUGCUGGACUGAAGGUAACGUACAUGUUGGUGGGGGGAAAAAAGCUAAUUGAGGAAGAAAACGUUAAGUCUUGACAAUAUCAUUUUGUUGUGAGUGUGUGGUGUUCAUUACUGGAUAUUUCCAUCCACGACAUGUUUUAAUACAUUGAGUUUUUAGUUGUUUUUUUUUUAGAUCAGUAUGUUUUUAAUAGAAGUGGUUUUCCGAGGAGCCAGUGGAUUGGUUUUUAAUAGGCUGGUCAAACAUGUGAAAUGUCCAGUUAUCGUUGUAGUGAGAGUUUUUCCAUUUGAAUAUUGCACAAAUUGAGGACUCAUGAGCUCUUGUGAUGUUUUCGCCUUUUGGCACAAGGACCAAUAUAUCACAUAUCCGCUUUUUACUCGUGUAUCUUCGCAGAAUCGCCAUCUGCUAUAGCUCAGACACACGCUUGCUUUGUUUCGGUGGCGUAUAGUUUUCGGUGAUUGAUGUAAGUUGCUCGCUCUCUAUCUUUUGUAGUAUCCAUCCGAACUAAGUUAGCUUAUUUCACAUAUCUUAUCUGGUUUGCUGUUGCCAUUGAGUAUGCUUUCUAGGAAUCUUACUUACAUGUUUAAAAAAGGAAAAUCAUUUGGGACGCAUGUUUUAUUUUGUGUGUUUGGACCUCCGUCACAAGCAGCAUACGAGAAGUUAGGACUUUACGAGAGUCUUGUGAUAGAAUGUAAACUAAACUAGAGAUGCGUAUAAUUCUUAAAGGCCAUUCUGUAGCUCUUGCCAGUUAAAUCAUAUUUUCAUACAGCGCAGAGCAAAUUAUGUGAAUUUUAUCAGUUUUUCUAUUUUGUUUUGUUUACUUUUUAUAUUGUGAUACUGAUGUUUGUCCCUUCACUUCAUUAUUAUUGCAUUUAAGUACCCUGAUGAAUGAUUUCUGUAAUAUUAUUCCUUUAUUUUACCUAGAACGAUGUUCAACCUAUGUACACGCUCGUGUUUUACAGUGUCACAUUUUACACUGGACAGGACUGAAGUAGAAUCACGAUGUUCACACUUACAAGCAAGUUCCUUUUGAUUUGAUUCUUGGUCAAAGUCACCAGUCAACCCUCUCUUUUAGUUAUUGAUAUGUGUCUAUAAUUAUGUCAUUAGAGUGUCACUGUUGGGAUUGUUGGCAUCACUUACAGGUUUAUAUUUAAACACUUAACUUUAGGUUUUUUAUGUGGAUAAAAUUAACCAGGAAUAUCAAUUUUAAAAUGAGGGAAAGGAAAUAGUCACACUUUUAGAUGGCGUCACAGGGGUUCACUGAUGAUUUGUGCUCAGCAUAUAUACUUUUUUUUUUUUUUUUUGCUUAUAAGUAAUGACAUCACUGAAUUGGUACCGUUCUUCGGUGUGAUCACAUUCGUUUCACAAACACCACACUUUGUUUCUAUCAUCCUAAGAUGCAUUAAAAUUUCCAAUGGGACACUGAUAUAACAUGUUGCAUUGAUGGGACAAACCUAAUGUAUGUUUAAGAUAUAUCAAAUAAAUUGUGUGAUUUAUGCCAAAUGAA